This is a messenger RNA of Rotaria sordida, 540 nucleotides long. Lineage: Eukaryota; Metazoa; Rotifera; Eurotatoria; Philodinida; Philodinidae. The record is from the annotation of a GenBank genome assembly.
AUGUCAAAAUUGAAAGUGUUUCUGCUUUUGUUGAUUAUAUUAGUCACUGGAAUUGACGGUCGAAUUCUUCGUAAACGACGUGGAAUAUGGCCAGAUGUUCUUGCCCCAGCUGGAAAUACGUUUGCAGCAAGUGGCCACUAUGGAGUGCAAAGCUACAUUGCAUAUCCAGAGACUGGUAUUGCCUACAAUCCAAAUUUUCCAGGUUGGAAUCCGUACUGGCAAGGCUACUAUCAACAAAAUCAAUUCAAUACUUAUAACCCGUAUGGAUACAACCAACCAUAUUUGUAUGGCAGUGGUCAAGGCAUACCAUACGAAGGACUAGGAAUGAACAACGUGUUUCCUUAUAGUAGUCCACAACUCUAUAAUGGAUAUUAUCCGAGCGGAACUGGCAAUCCCUGGUAUCCACCCCGCAGCAAUUUUGGUAGACCACUGCGUUCAGGCGCCAUCAGACCAAGAACAGCUAGUAAUAUCGGUCGAGCAAGUUCAGUCCAACGUAUAAAUAUACCGGCAUCACCACCAAAUAACCCAACAAACAAAUGA